UGCUGCUACUGAGCAUGCGCAGAUCGCACGGGCAUGCCCAGUGACAACGAGGGAGCCCAAUCUGAUGGGGAGCAGAGCCUGGCACUCGGCAACCUUCGGCGGUUUCCGUGGGGGCCCGGCCGCCAUUUUCUCGUUGCCUCUCUCCUCUCGCUGCCCGCGCGGCUCCCUGCCCUGCUCGCCAGCGCUUUGUCUUGUUCGGCGAUGGACGGCAUUGUCACUGAUGUUGCAGUUGGCGUGAAGAGAGGAUCUGACGAACUUCUUUCAGGCAGUGUACUCAAUAGUCCGAACUCUAACAUGAGCAGCAUGGUAAUUACUGCCAAUGGUAAUGACAACAAGAAAUUCAAAGCAGAGGAUAAAAUGGAUGGAGCUCCUUCUCGUGUUCUUCAUAUCAGGAAAUUGCCUGGUGAAGUGACAGAAACAGAAGUUAUUGCUUUAGGCUUACCUUUUGGUAAGGUAACCAACAUCCUGAUGCUAAAAGGAAAAAAUCAGGCUUUUUUGGAGCUGGCAACAGAAGAAGCAGCUAUCACUAUGGUUAAUUACUAUUCUGCUGUGACACCUCAUCUUCGUAACCAACCCAUCUAUAUUCAGUACUCCAAUCAUAAAGAGCUAAAGACUGAUAAUACACUAAACCAGCGGGCUCAAGCUGUUCUUCAGGCAGUGACCGCAGUACAGACAACAAAUACUCCCAUUAGUGGAACUACUGUUAGUGAGAGUGCAGUGACUCCAGCUCAGAGUCCAGUACUUAGAAUAAUUAUUGACAACAUGUACUACCCUGUAACCCUGGAUGUUCUUCACCAAAUAUUCUCUAAAUUUGGUGCUGUAUUGAAGAUAAUCACAUUCACAAAGAAUAACCAAUUUCAAGCUUUACUGCAAUAUGGUGAUCCAAUAAAUGCACAGCAAGCAAAACUGGCAUUAGAUGGUCAAAAUAUUUAUAAUGCUUGCUGUACCCUACGGAUUGAUUUUUCCAAACUGGUGAAUUUAAAUGUGAAGUACAACAAUGAUAAAAGUAGGGACUAUACUAGACCUGAUCUUCCGUCUGGUGAUGGGCAACCAGCAUUGGACCCAGCUAUUGCUGCAGCAUUUGCAAAGGAGACUUCACUUCUAGGGCUUCCUGUUGCAGCUGUUCCAGGAGCGCUGAGUCCUUUGGCUAUUCCGAAUGCUGCUGCUGCAGCAGCUGCUGCUGCUGCUGGCCGAGUGGGUAUGCCUGGAGUCUCAGCUGGUGGCAAUACAGUCCUCCUGGUUAGCAAUUUAAAUGAAGAGAUGGUUACGCCCCAAAGUCUGUUUACCCUCUUCGGUGUUUAUGGGGAUGUGCAGCGUGUGAAGAUUUUAUACAAUAAGAAAGACAGUGCUCUUAUACAGAUGGCAGAUGGGAACCAGUCACAGCUGGCCAUGAGUCAUCUUAAUGGACAAAAAAUGUAUGGGAAGAUUAUUCGAGUUACCCUUUCCAAGCAUCAGACAGUACAGCUACCUCGAGAGGGACUUGAUGACCAAGGGCUAACUAAAGAUUUUGGUAAUUCACCCUUGCAUCGCUUCAAGAAACCUGGCUCAAAAAAUUUUCAGAAUAUAUUCCCUCCAUCUGCAACUCUUCACCUAUCUAAUAUUCCACCAUCAGUAGCAGAAGAUGAUCUGCGCACACUGUUUGCUAACACUGGAGGCACUGUGAAAGCAUUUAAAUUUUUUCAAAGAGAUCACAAGAUGGCACUUCUUCAGAUGUCAACAGUGGAAGAAGCUAUUCAGGCUUUGAUUGAUCUGCAUAAUUACAAUCUUGGAGAAAAUCACCAUCUGAGAGUUUCUUUCUCAAAAUCAACAAUUUAAAAUGGGAGAUAAAAAAUGAAGGUGUAUCGCAUUGUUCAGUGUCGUCACCUAUUGACUGUUCAGGAGAGUGGGGACCAGAGUUUGACUUCUGUCUUUCAUGCUGUUAUCAUUCCUUGGUUGUUUUAAAAAAAACAUUCAUAAGAAAAGAAAAGCAGUGAUAUUAACUGUUGGUUUUUCAUCUGUUUAGAGAAACAUCAUUUUGUUUAAAAGGGUUUCAAGUUAAGCCCACAGUUUUUCAAGUUAGUUGACAUACGUGCCUUAAAAAGGAAAACUAGUGUUGCUAGAAUUACAUUUGCUAGUAAAAUGAAUUUGGUUGGCUGGGGCACAGUGUUACAUGAGAAUUAAAAUAUAUUUAGGCAGGGGUGUGUAAAAAGGUUAAGGUUUUUGUUUCUCCUGCUUGGAACUCUUUUAUUACUUAUUGGGUUGUCACGUAUCUUUCUUUUUAAUCAGAUAAGAUACAUUACUUUGAAAGAUUAAAACACAGCAUAUUUUAUUUCUGCUACUUUAACUUUUUUUUGUAAAUGGCCUUCUGUAUUUCAUGAUUCUGGUCUAGAUUCAGUUAUGAAUGUAGGCAUUAGAGAAAAUGAACACGGUACAGAAUAUUAAUUUCUUAAAGGAGAAAAAAGUGAUUUCUGUGAUUUUUUUUUUUGAGCCCUAUGUGGAAAGCAUUGUGGAAUCUUAACCUUUUUGUACACACUCUUGUGGGACGUAUCAUAUAAAUGUCAGCACUAAGUAAUGUCUUGUUUGUGGUUGAAUAUUUUUCGUAGAUGUUUUUGAAGUUGACAUGACUUAUGUGCAUUUAAAUAUAUAUUGCCAUCUUUAGUUUGUAAUUAAGAUUUGGAAUAUGGUUGUGGAUUUCUGAGCAUGUGCAGACUGGUCUAGCUAGUUCAGGAACUGGUGCAUGUAUUUUUCAAAGAUGAAGAAAGUGUACUGCGAACACUUGCAGGAAGGUUAAUUUUGUGGCAGUUUUUUAAAACUGACAACCAGGUGGGACCAAAGUUUAUGUGCCUUUAGUCUUAAUUUACCUUGCAUUGUAAUAUUCAGUUUUAAUAAAUCUCUUCAAAAUAUUUUGUAUUAGAAAUCGAUCUGACUUUACUAUAAACAUGGCUCAGAAUCUACAGAUCAAAUUAAUUUGACAACAGUUCUUCUGUCAAUCUGAACUGUUUAAUCUGAUUCUGUUUAAAUGACCAAUACUUUUUGAAAUUGAUGUACUUAGUUUCAAGAUUCAUAGAUUCUGUUAUCUAUGUAGAAAAAGGUCAUGUAUAUUUUCUAUUAGUUAAGUUUUUACAUCUUUAGAAAUGUAAAAUUCAGUAUAGUUUGAAAGCGGCACAAUUAAAAAUUAAUUUUCUAACAAAGUUGGGAGGUUUGACAGUCGUUUAAUUUCAUUUUGUGUGUACUCUGCUUACCUCUGUAGCAUGCUCAAUAAACACUUCUGUAGCUCUGUA
Molecule: messenger RNA, 3260 nt
Organism: Caretta caretta (loggerhead turtle)
Lineage: Eukaryota; Metazoa; Chordata; Testudines; Cheloniidae
Gene: PTBP2
Product: polypyrimidine tract binding protein 2
Biological process (GO): mRNA processing
Cellular component (GO): nucleus
Molecular function (GO): RNA binding
Source: RefSeq, a predicted model, not a curated record